Messenger RNA from Hymenoscyphus albidus, 821 nucleotides. The record is from the annotation of a GenBank genome assembly. Lineage: Eukaryota; Fungi; Ascomycota; Leotiomycetes; Helotiales; Helotiaceae.
AUGUUUGACUUCCGAAUGCCCUCCCCCAACCGCCACGCAUACGCAGUCCUCAGUCACGAAGAAGGUUUAGAUACCGACAAACAAACACGAAGAUCUCCUAGUAACUUUGCACGAUUCACGGGAUGGUUCAUCUGGCUAUUAACAAUCUCUGGAAUUAGCGGGGUCUCUUUUUAUGCCGGUCGAAGGUCUACUUAUAUUAGUCAAAAGGGGGGAAUUCAAUGUGAGUAUCUUAUGCCAUCCUAUCCUUAGCCAUGUUCAGGAUCCGAAUCAGAUAUUGACCAAGACACAAUAGUAAGACCGAUAACACGAGUCCUGGAAUACGACCAAAAGUACGGGACACCUGGGUUAGGAAGCAGUACCGCAUGGAGAGCACUAAUUCCCAACCAUGGAGGCUUCUUCAACCACCCAACGCUGGCUCCGCACCGCUCUACAUUUUCUGUAUUCCAUCAACUAAAGUGUCUGGUAUAUUCCCAUCCCCCUUUCUUCUCCUUUCCCCCCUUCCCAUCCUCACCAUAAAAGCACAAACUAACCUCCCACAGAACGGCAUGCGAGAAGGCUACUGGGCCCUCUGGUCUGCACUCAACGAGGAACGAAUGAUCGAAGCGGACGAGAUGCCGGAAAUGUCGACGCCGCAGGAUAUCAUACACUGUAGCGAUUUCUUACGGCAGGUGUUGCUGUGUCAGCCGGAUUUGACGCUCGAGGUGAAGAACUUGACGGACGAGGCGGUGGAGGGGUUUGGGACGGAGCGUGUUUGUAGGGAUUAUGAGGAGUUGAUUGGGUUUGUUGGGGAGUGGGAGGAUUGGGGGGCGAGGGAGAGUUGA